This is a messenger RNA of Anopheles nili, 3291 nucleotides long. RefSeq lists its product as uncharacterized. The coding region runs from base 1 to 3291 and encodes 1096 amino acids. Gene Ontology annotation, biological process: signal transduction. The record is from RefSeq and is a predicted model, not a curated record. The transcript is spliced from 5 exons. NCBI's taxonomy places the organism in Eukaryota, Metazoa, Arthropoda, Insecta, Diptera, Culicidae.
AUGGCUAUUCCGACAUCUAGAGUGUUGAUAAACGACCUCGAAAACAAAGAAGAUUUGUAUAUGGUCAUACUCGAAGAGUUACGCAGGGGUGGAAUCAAGUACCGCAAAGAAAAAAAUUCCAAAGCGUCCCAGGAAAAAUCAAAAUGUAAACGAAUCUUUAAGACACCGUUGCACGCGCUAGAACUAACCGACGUGUUGCUGGCGAAUGGGGGAAUUGUGCAGAUUCCUUUGUUUGUGUCGAAUGCCUGCCAAUUUAUUUUGGAGAACGUCGAUACAGAAGGAUUGUUUCGAAAAGCUGGCUCUACAAAAAGACAACAGCAAAUCAAGAUGGCUUUAGAAUCUGGUAUACCGUUGGGAAAGUCUCACCAUGUGAUUGACGUUGCCAACAUAAUUAAAACGUUUUUCCGAGAUCUGCCCGAAGCGCUUUUGCCAUGCGGAAAUGUACAAGAGGCUCUUAUUCGUUGUUUGCUCGGAGGGAGUGACGAUCGUGUGCACAAGUUGAUGAUGACUUGCCUUCUGUUGCCUCCCUUAACACUUAAUACGCUGGCAUACUUCAUGCAAUUCCUGCAUACCGUUUCCAAACAUGCGGAUCAAAACAAAAUGACUGUGGAAAAUCUGGCCAUUAUUCUAACUCCGAGCGUUAUGCCCAUUACGGAAACGAUACAGCAGCGCUUCAACAGCCAUGUUAAGGUGAUGCACUUGCUAAUAGAACAUUCCCAGCAGAUAGGUCUCAUCCCGGAGAGUAUUUUGUGCCAGCUGAAAGAUGACACGACUGUGGGCAACGUGAGCAUACUGGCGGGAAGUGUUGCGGAAAAAAGGAAAAAAAAGCGACGCAGCGGAUCCUUGACGCGUAUGUUUAACGGAUUCAAAAAGAUGGUCAGCGCCAUCGGAUCAUCAGAGAAUCUGGACAAAACCGAUGAAAAGUGUGACAACGAGGGAGCCUUAGCCAUUGGUACCCCGUGCUUAAGCAAAUCUGCAAAAAAGCGUAAAGUGACGGAGGGUAUUGCGUUUAGUGCUAAGAAAAAAAAGGAAGUGACUGCAUUUUUGCCGGAUAGGCAAGACCUGCUACCUUGCACACCGAUAAUGGCCAUGAAGGAGCCUAAAAAAAGCCGAUUGAGCUUAGGUGGAGGUAAAAAAUCCAGCAAAGGUGUGCAUCGAUUACUACCGACCGGGUCAAUACCGUCAAUUGCCGAAGGGAAGCCAAUGGAACGGCGUUGGAGCGUUGUCGGGGCCCCAUGGGGACGAAAAAAGCAGAAUCGUUCCAAACAUCAGGCGGAAAGUAAAGUAGACGAAGUAACGGACGGUAAGGCUGAAGAUGAAUUUGAGGAGCAAUCAGUGGUCCGGAACUCAUUACUACUUGCCGGAGGUCGUAUGUCUCCUGUUGUGUCGAUGCCUUGUCUUGUUAGUGCGGAGGCACUUUCCACAUCCGUCGAUAUGACCAACAUCGAUCCAAAGUCUGCAACAGAGGAUAAAGAUAUGGCGCACGACGACGAUUUUCUCAAGAUUCCUCGUAGUGAAUAUGAGGCGAUCAAGAAACGUAUGUCGGACAUCGAAUCGAAAAUUUCCAAUGAAUUCACAGCACUAGUGGGCCGAGAGGAUGUCCUGCUUGAUAAUGUAGAAGACAAGUACCGACAAACACUGGAGCAAACCGAACCCAUCGAGGCGACUUGUGCGACGACUGACCAUUUGGCAAAAAGGCUUAGUCGCGAGCUCAAAAUUCGCCAAAGUGGAGAGCACAAGGUGAUGCGUUCGCCUAGUGCAAGAAAAAUUGGUACAAUUCGUAGACGCAGCCGGGAAGCAGUGCGAUUGUCACGCAAUCAAUCUUGGCAUAUAGGAAGCAGCAACAACAGUCGAGAGGUGCCGUUGUCGGCCAUAAAUGGAACGGUGGAUCUAUCAUUUUAUCCCAAGCCCGGCAUUUUGAAACGUGGCCGACCAAAUACUGUUCAGAGUGGAUUAAAGGCACCGGAAGCAACGUCUGCAGUGCCCGCAUCUUCGGAGGAACGGUCGGUUCCCACGGGUGACGAAAAGUUAGUAAAAACGCCUCAAAACGGCAACAACUAUACUGAUGAAGAAAAAGAAGAGAAAUGGAUAAAUGCGGAAAGUUACUUUGAGACUCACAACGUCGCGGAGGAUUCCAGCACUAGCAUGAUGGAAACAACUGCCGAAUUUCUGACUCCCUGCAAGGUUCUAGCGGCAGAUUAUUUCAAAACUCCCGAGAAUAGCUCCAGGAGAGUGUCGUUACGCUCCGCCACGAAAGCUCAGCUGCAAUCACAACCAUAUUGUACGCUUUCUCCAUUCGUGACCAGAAUUGAUAUCAACUCCCAAGGUGUUAAAACCCCUAUGCUUCCACCGGUCAUACCGCCGCGAACCAAGACUCCUGCCCGGACGCCCAAAUUGCCACCCCGCACACCGACCAGUGCGAUCAGACAACCGGAAUCGGCAAGCUUGCUUAAAUCCCACAUUACUCCUCUGCAGCAGGACGCCCAAAGCGGUCGAGCUUCAAUCGCGCGCAUCCGUAGUCAAAAUGCGGGUAUGGUGAUGGCAAAGGCUAAGCUGUUCGACGGGCUUGUAACUAAUGCGGGACUUGAUCAGCAGUCAGCGGUGGGAGGAAGCGGUUCGUCGAAACGUACUGCAGCCUCUUCAGCUGCUUUAGUGGUGAAUCGUAGUCAGAGUGCAAAACAUCGUUCAGCAGCAGUUGGAUCAUCUUCCACCAGAGAUGUUGAUACUCCCCGCGAAUCUUCGUUGCACAUACGCCAGAUACAAAAGCUGCGAUCGUCUUCGGCACAUUCCGUUAAUGCGCACCGUAGCCCUAGAAAGUUGACGCCUAGAAAGCGUGCUUUCACCAAAACGACGCAAAAUGGUGGAAUUAAUCGGCGUGAAAAGCUACGACACGCGUCCAAGGGCGUUACGUGUAGUGUGCCUUCCAUGACAUCUGUUUCAUCGAAUGAUUUACUAAGUUCUCCGCGUAUUUUACGCCGGUUGCAGGAAAAUGUACAGGAGCAUCUUAACGCUGGAAACGGAAACAUUGUUUGUCUUUCUCCAAACAUGAAUCGCUCGAGUUCGAUGUCGACACCGCAUAUUCGUAAGCAAUUGCUCCGAAACUCGCCCCGGCGUAUACUGGCGACAACACCCGGUCGGGACAAUCGCUUGCCGCAUGGUGGUGGUGGUGGCGAACGAUAUCAAACGCCAAUGAAGGCGACUCCACUAUCCCGCUAUGCGCUCUGCACUACACCUGGUUUUGAAAAUAGUCCUGAAAGAACACCUCACACCCGUACAACAAACGUUCGUUAG